UACACAGGAUUUUAGCCUAAAAUGAGACGGUUGCAAAAAGUUUUAGAGACGGUUACAGAAAAAUUAAGAGACCAUUGCAGACUUCCAAAUUAGACACAAUGGAAUUAUUGUGAACUUUCUCAAAAUUAACUUUGUAAAAGUCUCUAGAAAAAUGCCUAAAGUUACAGUGUCUCGAUCUCUCAUUUCUCGUAAACCCAAAGACGGAAUCCGUUUUGAUCUUGGCCAAAUUUUUGCUUUUGCAUUAGUCCAAUCUUCCUAGUUAUGACUUCCAAAACUCGUUUCUGUUGAUUAACAAAAUUCGCUUCAGGCUAUAGUCUGUCUAGAAAAGAUUACCGUUUUAUAGGGGGGAAAUCCAGGAUAGAAGCCAGGAUAGAUCUUCCAUUUCUUUAUUACGCGCUUAUUUUCUUACUUUUACAUAAUAUCUCUAUCUUUAUGACAACUAUAACCAGGAAUCAAGCAAUUUGUAUGUCCUAUGGCGAGAAACACACGGCAGAAAACGUUGCUCGUCUUUCCAAGAGACCUGAUGAAGCCCAAAGUCGACAUUGGCUACGUAAAUGACCCUACUGAGCCUUUCUUGAUUUGGAAAAUAAAAAGCAACCAGAAACCUUUAAGAUAUCGUGCAUAUGCCAAUGAAGCUCCAGCAUUUAUAACAUCAAACGAAGUAUCUACUGACCGGACAUUGCUCGGUAAGCGCAAGAAUGAAGAAAAUGCAGUGAUGUUAAAGUUUUUUUUUAAGCAACCCCCGUACAAAUUGCUCAGUUUCUCAACAUGAUAUAUCUUCCCUUUGAUCUUAAUAGUCAAGACAUUCAUGAAUAUCAACAAAUAUCACAAAAAAAAAAUCCUGGCUACUGUGUAGGAAUAUACGACUCUCUUUGACAAGAAGACUAUCCUUUCAUUUAAUAAGUGAUGCUCACACAAGAAACUAGAUUUUUUGAAAGUAGCCUCUAAAAGGAAACAGACAAAUGACGGCGAGAGAUCAACUUUAAGAAGUUUAUUUGUGUCGAAGAA
This is a messenger RNA of Gilbertella persicaria, 1008 nucleotides long. RefSeq lists its product as uncharacterized. The transcript has a single exon. The record is from RefSeq and is a predicted model, not a curated record. Lineage: Eukaryota; Fungi; Mucoromycota; Mucoromycetes; Mucorales; Choanephoraceae. The coding region runs from base 473 to 772 and encodes 99 amino acids.